Molecule: messenger RNA, 1605 nt
Organism: Astrephomene gubernaculifera
Lineage: Eukaryota; Viridiplantae; Chlorophyta; Chlorophyceae; Chlamydomonadales; Astrephomenaceae
Source: the annotation of a GenBank genome assembly
AUUACCACUAGUCCACAUACUACGGCCACGGAGCACACGAUGGUACAUUUCCCAACCUCUAGCAACCCGACGGCUUUAGAUGUGUUUGGAGUGCCAAGCCUGAGGCAGUCAGGCUUGAGCUUCCGGAGAGGGCUAAGACCAUGAACUGAAACCUCUUUCCAGCCAUCAAACCCGUGUCAACCAACGUGGAAGGCUGGGUCAGACUGGGUCUUGCCACCAGCGGUCCUGUCACCCGGCUUGGACACCAGCAGUAGCUCUGGAGCUAGCAGCCACCCUGCUCGGAUGCCAACGCAUGUUGCUUGCAGUCACCACAGCAUGCACGUCCAAGUCCUUUUAGAAAUUUAUAAAUGUCUUUGGUUUGCUUCCAGCGCCCUUGAGCGGAACUUCGGAGCGCGGUCCAGCGUCAUGACAAGAACUGGUCACUGCAUAAGGCUUCGGUCGCUUUGCUAGGCAAUGCUUUGUUGGUCGACAUGGCUUACCCCAUCUGAACAUAACAAUAUGCUGUUCGCAUAGCGUAGCCUAAACAACCGCCAUCAUCUGCGCCACCAUAAACAGGGCUUAGCCCAGUGCCAGCACGACAGGACAUCUGUUCGGCGUUUAUCCUAUUUGUCCAUUAUGGAAAUCGACGACGGGGGAGGUGGCGAAAUUCUAGCAGCUCAUCCGGCCCAGAAGUCGGAAACGACAUGGAUAGACCUACCAUACCAUUUAUUGGAGGCGAUUGGAGGGCAUUUGUACGGCAAUGACUACCUGGCUGCUCGCCUGGUGUGCCGUACAUGGCGCAUGGCAAUAUCGCCGGUCACGCAGACGAUUAAGGUCCACCUGCACCACCCCAACCUGCGACCCGCGGGUCGGCUGGCGGCCGUGAAGAAAGCCUUCCCCAAGGCCAGCCGUCUAACCCUGUACGUGGAUGCGACCACCGGACCCGAGCAGGCGGUUAACAUCAGGACGGCAUGCGCCGCCACCCUGCAAGCCCUCUCCGCCACCUCCGCCACUACUGCCGCCAUUGCUGCUGCCGACGGCAGCGGCGGAGCCGGUGGUAUCGGCGCUGCAGGAGGGGCGUCAGGCCCCCUGCCACCAACAACAGCUGCAACAGCUGCAUCAACAGCCAUCAUCAGCGGCGCCAGCGGCAGCAGUAGCAGCGGUGGCAAGGACGACCACGCCGGCGAUGCUGGCAGCAGCAGCAGCAACAGCAGCAGCAACGAAAACAACGGUUUGCGCUGGCAGUACAUGUCGUUGACGGUUGGCAUGUCCGUACUGCCGCUCAAUCGCGACCAAUGGGACGCCACCACACACCGCCUCACGCGGCUAAGUCAGGUUGUCGUGCAGCAGGUGUUGUACGGCAUGUCAGAUGCGCUGCCGUACUACCCCCACCUGCGCCACCUGACCACGCUGGAGCUCACGGCCCCGCCCGCGCUGUUCGCCGCCCUCUCCCGCAUCCUGGCGGGCCAGGCUGGGCCGGGGAGCGGCGCCAGCAGCAGCAGCAGCGCAGCUGACAAGGACAGGAACAAGCACCGAGACAAAGCACAGGGCAAGCAACCCUCCUCAGCAGCCACCACCCCCACCACCGAUUCCACCUCCACCACCACCACCAGCAUCACCCCUGCC